AUGACGGUUGGAGAGAUCGCCUGCACCUACGCUUGCUUGAUCCUUCACGACGAUGGCAUUCCUGUCACUGCUGAGAAAAUUGCGACACUUGUGAAAGCGGCAAAUGUGAGUGUGGAAUCCUACUGGCCGAGUCUUUUUGCUAAACUCUGUGAGAAGAGGAGCAUCGAGGACCUUGUUACGAACGUUGGCGCUGGUGGAGGUGGUGCUGCCGUCUCUGUUGCGGCUCCUGCCGGUGGUGCUGCUGGUGGUGCCGCCACCGCAGCUGCCCCUGCUGCCGAGGAGAAGAAGGAGGAGCCAAAGGAGGAGAGCGAUGACGACAUGGGAUUCAGCUUGUUUGAUUAG
Molecule: messenger RNA, 342 nt
Organism: Fraxinus pennsylvanica
Lineage: Eukaryota; Viridiplantae; Streptophyta; Magnoliopsida; Lamiales; Oleaceae
Source: the annotation of a GenBank genome assembly